Molecule: messenger RNA, 2166 nt
Organism: Sinocyclocheilus anshuiensis
Lineage: Eukaryota; Metazoa; Chordata; Actinopteri; Cypriniformes; Cyprinidae
Product: B-cell receptor CD22-like
Exons: 11
Coding region: 4-1860 (618 amino acids)
Source: RefSeq, a predicted model, not a curated record
AUCAUGGUGACGCCACUCGUAACGUCUCUUCCUCUGAUCUUGGUGAUCAUGACUGCGGGGGUUGAUGGUCAGCAGUAUUGGGCAGUGAAUUACGGUCCUUCAUAUGUUUGUGCAUUAAAGGGUUCAACAGUGAAAAUGUUCUGUGUUUUAAACCAUCCACAUGAUCAUCAGCUCACAACAGCCUUCUGGACCAAAUCUGCUGUAACUGAUGGAGAAAUAUCAAACCUGUGUUUAGACCCAGAAAAGAGCGGAAGAGUUCAGUGUGUCAGUGAAUAUAAAGACACUUACAGUAUCACUUUGACGAGUGUAACAGAAGCUGAUAAACACAUCUACUACUGCAGAUUCACUACAGACAGAGGAACAUGGAUAGGGAUUCCUGGGGCUCGGCUGGAUGUCACAGAUCUGCAGGUGGAGACAGAGCAGAGUGUGAAAGAGGGAGAUUCAGUCCGUCUGAUGUGUAAAAGCAGCUGCUCUCUGCCUCAACAAACAACAUUCAUCUGGUACAGAAACACACAGAGAUUAACUACAGGAGUCAUCACAGUGAAUCAGCUUCAGCUGCAGUCAGUCAGUCGUUAUGAUGCAGGAAACUAUCAGUGUGCUGUUUCAGGAUAUCAACAUCUGCCCUCUCCUGCUGUUUAUCUUAAUGUUGAAUAUCCUCCACAGAGCGUCUCAGUGUCCAUCAGUGCGUCUGGUAAAAUAAUGGAGGGAGAUUCAGUGACUCUGAUCUGCAGCAGUGACCCAAACCCACCUGCAGAAAUCAGCUGGUAUAAAGGAGGAAAGUCUGUAGGAUCUGGAAGAAUCUAUAACAUCACAAAGAUCAGCUCUGAUCACAGUGGAGAAUACAAGUGCAAGUCCAGAAAUAAAUAUGGAGAGAAAGACGCAGAUGCUGUGAUGCUGAAUGUGAUGUAUGGUCCAAGAAAUGUUGUGGUGACCCUUAAUUCAUCUGGUGAAAUAGUGGAGGGAGAUUCAGUGACUCUGAGCUGCAGCAGUGACUCAAACCCUCCUGCUCUGAACUUCAGCUGGUUUAAAGGAGAAACAUUUCUGAAAUCUGGUGACACCUACAGCAUCACUAACAUUACGUCUGAAGCCAGUGGAAACGUUUAUUGCUUUGCUAGAAAUGAACAUGGAUCUAAUGGCUCUGCUGCUGUGACUGUGAAUGUCAUGUAUCCUCCAAAGAGCAUCUCGGUGUCCAUCAGUCCGUCUGGUGAAAUAGUGGAGGGAGAUUCAGUGACUCUGAGCUGCAGCAGUGACUCAAACCCUCCUGCUCUGAACUUCAGCUGGUUUAAGGAGAAUCAAAGCUCAGCUGUUGGAUCUGGACAGAGUUUCAGCAUCUCCAGCUUUAACUCCAGUCACAGCGGACGCUACUAUUGUGAGGCUCAGAAUAAACAUGGAUCUCAGAGAUCAGCAUCUGUUUCAGUCUCUGUUAAAGGUGUUCAGAGAGCUGCUCUGCACACAGUUACUGGGAUUGUGGUGGGAUGUGGAGGAUUGAUCAUCAUCAUCAUCAGUGUGUUUAUUAAGAAGAAAAGGAGAGACGGUGGAGCUGAAGUUGUCAGACAAAAUCAGCAGGAUGAUCGUGUGGGCAGAUCAACAGAAACGGCUCCGACCAAUGACGUUCCAGUGUAUUCACUAGUAUCAGCCAAUCAGAGGGAUGAUCUGUAUGCCAACAUUAAAGUGAAGAAACCCAAACGCUCUGGGAAAGAACAAACAGAAAAAGAAUCUGGAGGUGCUGAAGAGAUUCAGUAUGCCAGUGUUCAUCACUUCAAGAACAAAGACAUGAACAAGACUGAAGAGACUACUGAGAUGCAACAUCUAUCUGAUGCCAAUAGAUCUGAGGAUGUGAUCUACAGCUCAGUCAAAUGAAGAACAUGUGGUCGAUCCGCAUACUAUUGAUGCUCAUGGGAAACCUGGAUUUGAGUCCAUCCCAGGUCAUGUUACAGCUCCCUCUCUGCUUGAUUUCAUCCAUUUACAUAUUUAUGGGACUGUUCUGCUGUUUGGACAUUAAUGGCUUUCAGCUUAAAAUCCACUAGUUUAUUACGAUCUUAAUUGUGAAUAUCACACACACUGCCUUCACUCUACACUCACACAUGGACGCCACUCAGACCUGUAAUAGCCCUUUAGCGCUCGCUUUGUAAUGUUAAUGUGGAACAAAUGUUUUCUUUUGUGUGU